Molecule: messenger RNA, 951 nt
Organism: Fusarium vanettenii 77-13-4
Lineage: Eukaryota; Fungi; Ascomycota; Sordariomycetes; Hypocreales; Nectriaceae
Exons: 2
Coding region: 1-951 (316 amino acids)
Biological process (GO): iron-sulfur cluster assembly
Cellular component (GO): cytoplasm
Molecular function (GO): iron-sulfur cluster binding
Source: RefSeq, a predicted model, not a curated record
AUGCCCGUCUCAAAGUCUGUCUCGCCACCCAAGCGGACGCUGCUUCUGGCUCCUCCCACUCUUGCCUCCCACUCUUCCGCCCUCUCGUCUGUCCUCGCCGACUAUGAUCGCUCCGUUACCGAUCUUCAGAUGCUUGACCGUCUCUCUGCGGGACUGGUCAAGCUGCCGUCCUCCACCUACGACAGAGUCCUGAUCCUCGCCGACGCCUCGUUCAUGCUGGGCGAGUCCCUGGCUCUGAUGAACCGCGCCGUUCUUGGCCCUGUCGCGGAAGCCCUCAAGCCCAACGGUCGUCUGCAGUCGCAGGAUGGAAACAGCCUGGAAGAGUCCACUCUGUCUAAGGAAGCGGUGCUGGCCGGUUUGGUGGCUUCGCGGGGAGGUUUCGAGAAGCCCGACUAUGGCGACAACGAGGGAGCCGUCACCUUGAAGUUUGGUCUUAAGAAGAAGAACCAGCCCGCUCCUCUUGCGGAUGGUUCCGUUCCCCUCAAUUUUAAGAAGAAGAAGCCUGUCGAGGUCAAGCCCGUUGUCCCCGUGGUCCCCGCCGGUGUCGGCUUCAUCGAUCUUAGCGACGACCUUGACGACGAUGACCUCAUCGACGAGGAUACCCUCAUGACAGAGGAAGAUCUUUUGCGCCCCAUUAAUAUUCCUGUCGAGUGUCAGCCCAAGGCCGGUAAGCGCCGUCGCGCUUGCAAGGACUGCAGCUGCGGCCUGGCCGAGCGUCUUGUCAAGGAGGACGCUGAGAAGCGUGCCGAGGCCGACAAGAAGCUCGAGAGCGUCAAGUUGGCCACCGACGACCUUGCCGAGAUCGACUUUACCGUCCAGGGCAAGGUUGGCUCAUGCGGCAACUGCUCGCUCGGCGAUGCUUUCCGAUGCGACGGGUGCCCUUACAUCGGCCUGCCGCCCUUCAAACCCGGCGAGGAGGUCCGGCUGCUCAACAACGAUGUGCAAUUGUAA